UGAAAGUUGAAUCAAACAAUGUUGUUUCAGCCAGGAGGGUCAUAGCAUCAGAAAUCGCAGGCAAAGUUCUCUCCUUUUCUCCUCUGAUCGUUUUCUUAUCCAAUCAAAUCAAAAUUUCAUCUUGGGUGAAAUUCUACUCAGGGGAGACAUGGAUACUGAGGAUCCACCGCGCCAACUGACUGGAGUGGUUAUAAUCACUCUUCCGCCGCCGGAUAAUCCUUCUUUGGGCAAAACAAUCACAGCUUUUACACUUACUGAGGAUGAUGUUCAGGCUCAAUCUCACCAAACCCAUCAACAAGAAGAACCUGAAUUACCAAUCCAAGUUAUCCAACCAAUCCCACCACCACCCCCACUGCCAAAUCUCUUUUCUGGGUCCCCAAGAAAGCUUUUGGGCUUUUUGGGUAUCUCUCUUUUUGCACUUGUUCUUUUUUCUUCUGCUUUCUCGAGUACCUUUCAAGAUUUGAGCGAUUCCAAUAAUGAGGAUCAGAAGCGCCAGUCUUUUAUCCUACCUUUGUAUCACAAAUUGGGAAUUCGAGAGAUUUCACAAGAUUUGCAACUUAAGUUGGGGAGAUUUGUUGAACCGAAUAUGCAGAAUUGGGCGGCUUUUGUGGAUGUUGGCGCAACGGGAAACAGGAAGAUCGAUAAAUUUGUGGCUGCAAAUGAUGCUGUGAUUGACUCAUCCACUAUUUUGCCUGCCAAGGGCAGUGUUUUUCCAGAUGGAUUAUAUUUCACAUAUAUGCUUGUUGGGAAUCCUCGAAGACCUUAUUUUCUUGAUAUUGAUACUGGGAGUGACUUAACAUGGAUUCAGUGUGAUGCUCCUUGCACCAGUUGUGCGAAGGGGGCAAAUCCUUUGUACAAACCCACAAGAAGAAACAUAGUACCACCAAAGGACACAAUGUGUUUUGAAGUACAGAAGAAUCAAAAGCCUGGAUAUUGUGAAACUUGCCAACAGUGCGACUAUGAGAUUGAAUAUGCAGAUCAUAGCUCCUCCCUUGGGGUUCUUGCAACAGAUGAGCUUUACCUCAUGACUGCAAAUGGAUCACUUAACAAGUUAAAUCUUGUUUUCGGGUGUGCAUAUGAUCAGCAAGGCUUACUUUUAAACACUCUGGAAAAGACAGAUGGAAUCCUUGGACUAAGCAAGGCUAAAGUUAGCUUGCCUUCUCAGUUGGCAAGUAAGGGAAUCAUUAACAAUGUGGUUGGUCAUUGCCUUGCAAUUGAUGCUGGCAUUGGUGGAUACAUGUUCCUAGGUGAUGAUUUUGUGCCAUACUGGGGCAUGGCGUGGGUGCCUAUGCUUGAAAGCCCUUCAACAGAACUUUAUCUAACAGAGCUUGUGAAAAUUAACUAUGGAAGUCGCUCCCUCAGUUUACGUGGACAAAAUGGCAACUUAGGAAGAGUGGUAUUUGACAGUGGUAGUUCUUAUACUUACUUUACAAAACAAGCAUAUUCAGAACUGGUUACAUCUCUCAAUGAAAUUACAAAGGUGGGAUUUGUUCAAGAUGCAUCAGAUCCAACAUUGCCCAUUUGUUGGCGUACCCAGUUCCCAAUCAGAUCAAUUCUAGAUGUUAAGCGGUCCUUCAAGACUUUAACCCUUCAGCUUGGGAGCAGAUGGAGGAUAAUCCCCAAGAAGCUUUCAAUCUCACCCGAAGGCUACUUGAUCAUUAAUAAGAAAGGCAACGUCUGCUUAGGAAUCCUUGAUGGAAGUGAAGUUCAUGAUGGGUCCACGAUUAUACUUGGAGACGUCUCACUGCGUGGGAAAUUGGUGGUGUAUGACAAUACAAAUAAGAAAAUCGGGUGGGCACAAUCAGAUUGUGUGAAGCCAGGAAGCUUCAAGAACCUCCCAUUUUUUGAGAGAUAGGUCAGUGUACUUCUUGAAGAAAGUGGGCUGUACAUAUACCGAGUUUGAGCUUUUGUGUGUUGCGAGUCUGCUGACUUUGUGCUUAUAUAGUGUGUGUGCAUAUUAUAUAUUAUAUGGUACAGACGCAAAUAUUAUCUGUAUGCUAUUAACAAUAGAAGAAUUUCUUAAUAGUUAUAGUCCCUGCCCAAUAUUAAGGUACCAAGUUAUGGAAUUCUCGAGGAUUACUUGAUUUCAAUUUUGGAGAAGUCGGAGAUAUUCCAAAUGGUGCCUAACUCUCCAGGAUGAAUUUCCUUUUUGGUCAAUCUAUGAAGAUGAAUAUUGCUUUAAAUGGUGAGCAGAAUUACUCAAAAGAAACUGUGAGUUAAACA
Molecule: messenger RNA, 2223 nt
Organism: Rubroshorea leprosula
Lineage: Eukaryota; Viridiplantae; Streptophyta; Magnoliopsida; Malvales; Dipterocarpaceae
Source: the annotation of a GenBank genome assembly